GAGUCAGGGCACAGAUACGGAAAGAUGAAGACGAGAGCGAGGCUCCAUUGAAGGCACGACGAGGAUAUUGAAGGCCGGAAGCACGAAUCGUGAAUCUUGUCAUCAAUCUUAUAAUUUUUGGUGAAUUUGAAUUCUUUCUAAGGCUAUAGAAUUAUCCACUGUGAUUCGAUCUACUUCAAUUUCGAGAUUUUUUUUUCCUUUUGCAGUUCUGUUCGCAGACAAACAUAACGGGGAGUGUGUGGCGGAGGUAUGUAUGUGUUGGAUUUAGCUUGAAUUAAGUCUGUUUUGAAUAUGAGUGGUUAGUUCGAUAAUUUCUGUGCUGUUUUUUUUCUUGUUUCGUGGCUAUAAUUCUGUUUUUGUUUUGGAAUAUGUUAUAUGAACGACAACCGAAUCCAGAAAUUUACUUAGGCAAGGGAAAUAGAACAACUGAAUUAGGAGUUUCCAAAACCUUUUCUAUGUUUGUAUUGAUUUUUCUCAAGGAUUACAAGGAAAUUAGCAACUAAAAUUAAAGGAACAGAAUCACAAAGUAAAUGAACAGAGAAUGAAGGGCCAAUUCGAGCAGUUCAUAUACUCUUCGCUGAAAAUCUAAUCAAUAGUAAACAGCUAUCAUUUGAAGAGCCCAAUGGGGAGGCUGACAUUUUUCCUGGAAUAUCUAGUAAACAGCUAUCAUUUGAAAAGAGUAACGUGGAGGCUGACUUAUCAUCUGGAAGGAUUGACACGGCAACUGGCUUAGCAUCUGUAAAGAACAUGAUGGAAGAUGAGGUAUUAAUCUGGAAAGAACAACAUGGAAGAUGAGGAUCAGGUAGAAGUCACCUCUAAACCGGAGCCACCCAAAAAGAAGGCCACAAAAACGUUGAGGGCCAGACGGAAAAUUGUGAAGAAGAUUUAGUAAAUUGCAACCAUCUGAGGAGCCCACUGGCGAGGCUUUGAAUCCUCCAAAAGCCUCUUUUAAACAACUAUCAUUUGGAAAGCAGAAUACGGAUACUGAGGUAACACCUGGAAAGAACAACAUGGAAGCUGAGAAUCAAGGACAGGUCUCUUCCAAACUGGAGUCAUCCAUGAAGAGAGAGAAAAAAAAGUUGAGGGCCAGACGCAAACUUGUGAAGAAAUGUGAAGAAGCCAGAGGUAGCACUGAAACUUUUAGUAAAUUGCAAUCAUCUGAGGAGCCCCGUGGCAAGGCUGUGAAUCCUCCGAAAGCCUCCACUAAACAGCUAUUGUUUGGAAAGAAAAAUAUGGACACUGAGGUAUUACCUAGAAAGAACAACAUGGAAGCUGGGAAUCAAGGAGAAGCCUCCUCCAAACCAGAGUCAUCCACGAAGAGAACCCCAAGAAUGUUGAAGCCCAGGCCUAAUAUUGUGAAGAAAUCUUUGGCUAAUGAAUCCUUGAAGGCAAAUAUGGCCAGUGGUGCUUUCAAAGUUCAUCGGAGAAACAGGAGGAAGAAUAAGAUGCUGAAUUCAAGAGAAGAAACCACAGAAAAAAAUGUGACCAAUAAGUUGCGCAAUGAAGGGAACCUAGAGAUCAAAAACAAAGAAAGGGUCAGAGGGUCAGAUAAGAGGCAGCAGAAUCAAAGAAGUGAAAGAAAACAUGGUGGUUCUGACAAGAGUUCAAUGCAAAAGGAUAAAGAAAAUCGUGAUGGCAUCGAAAAGAGCCAACAAAAUGAGAUGAACAAACUUGGUGGUUUGAUCUUUAUGUGCAGUGCAAAGACUAAGCCAGAUUGUUUCCACUAUCGCCUCAUGGGUGUAUCAAUGAAUAAAAAGGAUCUUGUACUGGGCAUCAAACCAGGACUUAAGCUUUUCCUCUAUGAUUUUGACCUCAAGCUCUUGUAUGGAAUUUACAAGGCAUCCUCCCCUGGUGGUUUGAAUAUUGAGCGUCGAGCCUUUGGUGGGGCCUUCCCAGUUCAGGUUCGGUUUGAUAUCCACAAAGAUUGUCUUCCACUUCCGGAGAGUGUUUUCAGGAAGGCGAUUAAGGAAAAUUAUAAUGAAAAGCAGAAGUUCAAAACGGAACUUACUGUUAAACAAGUUAGGAAGCUUUCAGAACUUUUCAGAACAUUACCAAGUCCUGGACACUCCCCAGCAAUGCCAGAUGUUCGAGAUGGGGAAUCUUAUGUCAGAGUAAGGGAGUUGAGGCCCCAUUCAGGCAGGGAAAGGGUUGGUAGAGAUCCUUAUGUCAAUGAUAAUGGUAGGAGUUAUCCUAUAUUGCCUCGUGAAAGGCGUGAACACAUUGCUUACCAAGAAAUCACGCCUCAACAGAGGGAGGAAAUUUCUUCUGAUAGGUACCUGAGGGAAAAGGAAUAUCGAGCUUAUGGGCUUCAGGGAGAGAGAAGAAACUUAACCCCUCCACGUCAUGUUGCUCCUUCCCUGCAUCAUGCUGCUCCAAUUUUGGACCCGUAUGAGAGAGAUCAUGCAAGGGAGCACCUUAGUAGACAACCAGAUCUUAUAUAUCGAGACACUGUCAGUGUGCACAGAGAAUCAAAUCGUGCUGAUCCUCUCUACUUCACUGAAAGUGAGUAUCAGGCUUACAAACUUGGUGCUAAACUGGAAUUGCAUACUGGUACUGGUACUGGUACUGUUUUGGAUCACUAUAAAAGGGAUCCUUACAAUCCUUUCCAUCAUGGUGCUUCUUCUGUGGACUCAUAUCGGCUACCUGUGCAUAGAAACGAAGUUUCUUCAGGUACCUACUCUCCUGGUGGAAGGAUAGCAACUUACCCAGGUGAGAUGGAUCGCUUACAGAGAGAACCUGAGCAAGUUGACAGAUUGUACUCAACUUAUGCCGCAGAUGCUCUUUCCAAUUACAACCGGAUAUCCCAUCACCAAGGCGCCCCACGUGAAACUGCCCCUGCGCCGGUUUCAUCUUGGUACUCCUUUGCUGGCCCAUCUCAGUCUUACCGGCUGUCCAAAAAAACCAUAUCAAACCAAAUUGAUCGUCAAACAGACCGAUUAAAUAUAUUGAAGAUCGACCGAAAAAUCGAAAAAAAAAAAGGAGAUCAGCCUGUCAAUAACAAAUCGAACGGCUGCAGCUUAUUGGCGUGGGACCCACGCCAAAAAGCUGCAGCGUUUCAUCCGCUAAAGAAAGAAGCUCCCUUAGGGAGCUUCUUUUGCGCCAGCGGAUCCGCUGGCACAUGCGGAAAUGUGUCGUUUGGCAGUGCAUUGGCCUCCAGCGGAUCGCUUAGCGGAUCCGUUUGGCAGUGCAUUUUCCUACAAAGAACGAGAGAGAGAGAGAUGGGGAUGUGCUGGUCCGAUGAUCAUGUGAGAGGAGGAAAAGCGGCCGUGGGUGGGACCAAACACGGGCCCAAUGUUGCUUCAGCCAACAAUGGCGGAGGAUACAACGAGGCGGUUGAUUUGCUCUUGAAAUCCCGAGGACUCCAAGCCCUUUUUACUCAAAUCGAGUUAUCUUUAUCAGCUUCAAAUUUACGUGACCUUGACAUCACAUCAAAGAGUGACCCUAUGGCAGUUUUGUAUGCGAAGAGAGGAGAUGGAACACUGGAGGAAUUAGGUCGUACAGAAGUCGUAUUGAAUAACUUAAAUCCUGCUUGGAUUGAGAAAAUUACAAUUGCUUAUCAGUUCGAGAUUGUCCAGCCACUGGUCAUUCGGGUAUAUGAUAUAGACACCACAUAUCACAACUUACCGGUGAAGCAACUGAAGUUGGAAGACCAAGAUUUUCUAGGAGAAGCUGGUUGUUUUUUGUCUGAGGUUGUGACCAAACAAAAUCAAACUCUAACUCUAAGCCUCCAUAGCAUAACUGGGCAUGGGGUUUCGAGAAAGUUAGGGACACUCACUAUCCAUGCCGAGGAAACAAUCAAUUCUAAGAUUGCUGUUGACAUAAUAUUUCAUUGCACAAACUUGGAUAACAAAGAUCUUUUUUCAAAAAGUGAUCCUUUCUUAAGAAUAUCCAGAGCUGUUGAGCAUGGAGGUUCUAUACCAAUAUGCAAAACAGAGGUGGUGAAUAACAAUUUGAAUCCAGUAUGGAGGCCUUUACAUCUGACUAUGCAACAGUUUGCGAGCAAGGAUAACCCAUUAAAUAUUGAGUGCUUCGACUUCAAUAGCAAUGGCAAUCACGUACUUAUUGGUAAACUUCAGACAUCAAUGGCGGAACUAGAAAGACUUCACAGAGAAAAAAGGGGUGCAAAUUUUGUGUUACCCUCCACUCGCCAUGGUCAUGAGAAGGUUCUGAAGGGUCAGCUAUUUGUGGAUCAGUUCAUUGAGAACAAGCAAUUUAGUUUUCUGGAUUACAUAUCCAGUGGCUUCGAGCUAAAUUUUAUGGUUGCAGUUGACUUUACAGUUUCAAAUGGGAAUCCUCGAAGUCCAAGUUCUUUGCACUAUGUUGAUCCUUCAGGCCAGUUGAAUUCUUACCAAAAGUCUAUUGUAGAAGUUGGGGAGGUGUUACAAUUUUAUGAUUCUGACAAGCGCUUUCCUGCUUGGGGCUUCGGAGGGAAGAUACAUGAUGGUACUGUCUCGCAUUGUUUCAACUUGAAUGGAAGUACUGAUCGCCAUGAGGUACAAGGGGUCGAAGGCAUCAUGGCUGCAUAUACGAGUGCGCUUUGCAGCGUACCAUUGUCAGGUCCGACUUUAUUUGGCCAAGUGAUCAAUAGGGCUGCACAAGUUGCUGGCCAGUCUCUUUCAUAUAACAGUAACAAUUAUUUUGUCCUACUCAUUAUAACGGAUGGAGUCCUCACUGAUAUUCAAGAAACAAAAGAUGCUUUGGUCAGGGCAUCUGAUCUUCCCCUAUCAAUCCUUAUAGUUGGAGUUGGAGGUGCAGACUUUACACAAAUGGAGAUCCUUGAUGCGGAUAAUGGGUGUCGAUUAGAGAGUUCUACUGGUCGGUUAGCUACACGAGACAUUGUGCAGUUUGUGCCAAUGCGAGAAGUGCAUAGCGGACAAAUUUCUGUCAUUCAUGCUCUAUUGGAAGAAUUGCCUGGACAGUUUUUGAGUUACAUGAGGUGUAGAGAUAUCAAACCUCAUGCUCACCAUGUAUCCCAGACUUCUGCUUGAUGGCAUUUCUCUACAUCACGUUCAUACCAAAAUUACAGUAGCAUCAUCUUAAAUACCAUGGCUGGGCUGAUAAUUGCUCAUAACAAUAGCAGAAGAAUGGGUUCCUGAAAGGAUAACUUAUUUCUCCAUAUUUUAGAAUUGAUUCGUGCUAUUGUUGUCCAUUUUAACAUUGUAAAUAUUCAAGGUUGGACCCGAUAGCUGUCCGCACAAAAAUGGUAGAAAAAAUUUCAGGAAAGGAAGAACACUAUGAUUCUUAGUU
This is a messenger RNA of Tripterygium wilfordii, 5247 nucleotides long. RefSeq lists its product as uncharacterized. The coding region runs from base 1011 to 4988 and encodes 1325 amino acids. The transcript is spliced from 22 exons. Gene Ontology annotation, cellular component: plasma membrane. Lineage: Eukaryota; Viridiplantae; Streptophyta; Magnoliopsida; Celastrales; Celastraceae. Gene Ontology annotation, molecular function: calcium-dependent phospholipid binding. Gene Ontology annotation, biological process: cellular response to calcium ion. The record is from RefSeq and is a predicted model, not a curated record.